Molecule: messenger RNA, 681 nt
Organism: Arctia plantaginis
Lineage: Eukaryota; Metazoa; Arthropoda; Insecta; Lepidoptera; Erebidae
Source: the annotation of a GenBank genome assembly
AUGCAGAUGGCUGACCACCCAAUCAACUUACUAGACAUACCUCUCCCCGAGGGGGAAAAUCCAGCAAAUACUAACGUUGUCUGGCCGCCGUUACCUGCGGAAGAUAUGCUUCUGCCCCCUCCGAUUCCUGAUAAUAUACAAGACGUGCCUGAUGAUCCAGACGAGCCUGAAGAGCCUGAUGAACCUGAGGAGCCUGAAAAUCCAGACGAGUCUGAAGAGGCAGACGAUUCAGACCGGCCAGACGAGCCGACGAUAUUCGUAGGAGGGCCUGAUAAUUUAUUACCCACCAAUGGGCCCCGCAAGCGUCCUGUAUGUGGUGUACCGUUCACUUUCAUGUAUGAGGGUGACAGACAAGAUGCUCUUGAUUUCCAAAGCCGAAGAUUUGAUAAUCCGGAUUUGGUAGUUGGAUUUGACCUCAACCGCCCUGAAGAGGCAUUAAGGUUAUUUGAAGCAGCGAGAGAGCGUCAUUUAGAUCGUCGUCGGCGUGCUUUGAACAGGUUCGAUUCGUCUAGUAGUAGUAGUGAUAGUAGUAGUAGUAGUAGUAGUAGUAGCAGCAGCAGCAGCGACGAAGAUGAUGAGUCCGAUAAGAGCAACGAUCCAUCAAGAGAUUCCUUUACAAGUCACUAUGCCUCAAAAACAGAUGACCGACCUGACAAAAAGGAUGAAAAUAAACAAAAAUAA